Messenger RNA from Prorocentrum cordatum, 2660 nucleotides. The record is from the annotation of a GenBank genome assembly. NCBI's taxonomy places the organism in Eukaryota, Dinophyceae, Prorocentrales, Prorocentraceae.
CUACAAAGCAAAUCUGAACCGAGGAUGCACUUGAGAAGCGCUUGUUCCUCACCGACAGCCUUUACUGCACCGGCAAGUACAAAACCAAGCAGCGCCGAGGAUGCACUUGAGAAGCGUUUUGUUCCUCACCUACAGCCUAUACUGCACCAGCAACUACAAAACAAAACUCAGGUCUUUGAUCCAGAAGUUCAAGCUGAUGGAAAAGGGCCACGCUGCUGCGAGCACCUCGGCUGACGGAGCAAAGCUUGACGACAAGGUGUUGCGAUCAUGUUGCCAGAACGCAAUUGCGAUUCGAGUGGUGUACACAUCUGACCCGUACAACCACCGCCUCAUGAAGCUGAUCGCCACGUUUGCCAAGCCGUUGAAGGAUUGGCAGGAGACCCAGAGUAAGACGCUCAGGAGCUCCCAGGAAUGCUGCGAAUGGACCGUGGGCCAAAUUAUUGGCGAUUACAUGGAGCACGCGAUCAAGAUCCUCACCUUGACCGGCGCCUCGUCGUCCACAGAGGCUUGCAGGGUCUGCGUUGAUGGCCUGGCCCUGGAGCCCGCCAUCCUCCUGGAGGUGGAAGAAGACUUCACCGACACGGCUGGUGUAUUGGCGCUGGGUUUGGCGACGCGGCGCGCUGCGAGGUCGCUCUGGCUCCUGGAGGGGUGGCGUCACAGAAUGGCCGGGGCGAUCAAGGACCAUACUUGGAGACAGCUGAUCGUGGGCGACUUCAGGCUGGACUACCACAUUUUCCAGGAACUCGGACGCCUGGGCGCUCGUCCGCCGCCUCUGCAGAAGAUGUUCAAGAGAAGCGUGUUCCAGCUCACGCCGGUUGCCCAGUGCAGGAUCGGGUUGGAACGCUCCGAUUGGAAGGCCACCCUCCCUUGCAUUAACCUCGUGGAGUCGCAUCACCAGGGCAUUGCGUCUGCGUUACUGUCGGAGGAAAAGUUCGGCAUCAUGAAGAACAGGAGGGUCCUCAAGGGCGCCGAGUUGCACGGCAAGCCCGAGGUCGCGAUGGCCAAGCGUCUGGAGGCGCAGGUGGGCAACGACAGGAAUCGCUACACGGCAGCGCAGUAUGACGUUUCCCCUGUACCAGCGACCGUGCGGAUACCGAAGGACAUGCUCGAGUGCAGCUUAAAAUCUGCUUCCAUCCAGGUGAAGGACACUCCCAGCAAGAAGCCGGCUCCGGAAUGGCAUUCCCCUGGGGCACCUAACAUCAGCACCAACGUGGCCGACCUGUUCGCGCUGAGGCAUGCGCAUUCGAGAGGCGACCUCAAGGAGUGCGAGACCGCGUGGCUUGGCGCUUUGCCGAGCCACAAACAGAAAUUGCUGGUCAAAGCGAGAGUUGGGCACGAGGAUCGCUAUUUCAUCGGGGGCUUGCACUUCGAAGCGUCUGCGUGCCUGGUGUGGCCAGUGCAGAAGGUGGAAGCGCCCGCAAGCGGCGGGGCAAAGGGGUGGUACGACGUGGACGCUACAUUUGGCGAGGCCAGAUAUGUUCACAGUAACGACUUUGUACGGUCGAGUGGUCUCUGCCAUUCAGUUCCAGUGGCGCUCCUGGACGUGGCAGCAGAUGAACUGCUCCAACGCCGCUGCUACGUGGGACCCCGCCUGGCGCAUCAUCACCAGCGCCGACGCUGAGUUCAAGGCUCUCCAUGUGGUGGCGGCCGAGCGUGCGUUUUGGAAGCUGGCCAAGGCCGUCUUCCUCGACUUCGCCGAUCACCUGCACAUCGACGCCCCCCCGGGUUCGACCCUUUGCGGCGUGCUGAUGGCCAUGGUGAAGGACAUCCCCAAGGUCGACGACAGGCGCGCCAUCGAGAUAUUGAGGGCGAGGCUUGUCAACAUGAGGAAUGCGAAUGACUUCAACGAGGAGCUGCUUCAAAUUGAUGACGCCAUAGACUUUUUCGAAAAGCACGACGUGAAACAGGUCAAGCAGGAAAUGGACAAGGCGCUGGCGUGCGAGGGCGAGGCCGAGGAGUUCGCCAUCUCGCACAGGAAGGUCGUUGUCGAGGAGCGCGAGAAGGAGGAGAAGGAGGGCGCAAUGAAGACUGAUAAGAAGAAGCCCGACCCUCUACAGGACAUCCUUGGCAGUAUACCGCACGCCGAGACAAGCAUUACGCGCCGCCUGGCGGGUACGUUGGGCGCGGCUUGGAGCAGAGGACCUGGAACGGCCACCUGCAGAACACGGGGUGCAGGCGGAUCCGGCGCUCGUGGGGCGCCUACGCCGAGAGGACCGUGUCGCUCAAGAUGGUCCUGGGCACGUUGUGGGCGCAGUACAUCGAAUACCAUGGCCUGGACAAUUCAGCGUGCUCCUGGAAGCACCUGCUCGAUUGGGCGCAUUUGCGCGCGUGGAGCGCGCCCGGUGUCGGGGCACGCUGCGGGCCACGAGGGAAGAGGGAUGAUGGAGGACCUUAGCUGAGUGCACCAAGUCGUGCCCCAGCAAUUCAGGUGCAGUGGCGUUUCUUUCUCUCCUCUACCCCCUCGUCCUUCCCUCCUCUGUCCCAUUAUCCUCCGUAGCUUCCUCGUAGAGCAUAGCGCAAGCUCUGCAAGGCACUGUCUUUGGAGUUGCGGUGCCCGGGGCCCGUCGUCGUGGGAGUCGACGCUCCGUUUGAUUUAGCCGGUGCCGCUGCACGCGCCCUAAAGCCCAGAGUUGCGACCUUUGUUCCAGCAGUGCCGGGGG